Racocetra fulgida is the source of this 416-nucleotide messenger RNA. Lineage: Eukaryota; Fungi; Glomeromycota; Glomeromycetes; Diversisporales; Gigasporaceae. The record is from the annotation of a GenBank genome assembly.
AUGGCACAAACGAUUCAGCUCGCAUUAGGAGAUGGAUUUGGUAUUAUAGAAGUUAAUGGCUUGAUUAAUAAAGCAAAAGCAUUAAAUAGUUACGUAAAUGGUAAAAAUAAAUAUCAUGAGCAACUUUAUACAUUACAAGCGACACUAAAUCCACAACAUCUAAUUAGCCCUCUUUCAAGUGAUACUAAGACCUGCUGGAAUUCAACCUAUAAUCUUUUAAAAAACCUUCUUCUUCUUCGUAAUGCUAUUGAACGGCUGGCUAAUGAUUUAAAACAAAGCAUUAAUCAACAAGAAAGACAAGAUGGAGUAAAAGUUUUAGAGCUUCUUUUGUUAGUUGAAGAAUGGAAUUCAUUAGAUGAAUUAGCAAACCUUUUGCAUCCUUUUGCACAAACGACUGGAUAUAUUGAAAGAAAUCA